Messenger RNA from Asparagus officinalis (garden asparagus), 870 nucleotides. RefSeq lists its product as uncharacterized. The coding region runs from base 44 to 706 and encodes 220 amino acids. NCBI's taxonomy places the organism in Eukaryota, Viridiplantae, Streptophyta, Magnoliopsida, Asparagales, Asparagaceae. The record is from RefSeq and is a predicted model, not a curated record. The transcript is spliced from 5 exons.
AGCCCGUUACUCAACAACGACCCGAUCGUCUAGUGAAAGAACGAUGGCCUGUGCUAACUUGGCUUUUCAAUUUUCUUCAUGCAUCAAUCGAAGCAAUAUCUGUACGUUCGGCAAAGCGAGGGCUCUGAGCUCUGGGCUUCAAGUUGGGCCGAAGAAGGGUGAGGUCUGGGCCUUCUCGUCGCCGAUAGGAAGCCGACGACCGGGGAUCGACGAAAACCCGGAAGCUAUAAUCUCCGGCGAAUGGCAGGAGAACUUCUCGUUCUUGAGCUUUGAUGAUCUCCGGGCUUAUCUUGAAGCCCAUACUGACGAUGAAAGCACCGAGAAUGGACCAUCGUCCAUGAUGUUAGGAGAGGUGAUGUCGACGUCGGUUCUGACCGCAACAGCCGAGCAAACCUUGGAAGACGUCGGCGACGACCUCGAGCUCGUCUCAGUCAUGCCGGUGGUUGAUGGCGAGCUUAGGUGCACAGGCGUGAUCUCAAAGAGCGAUAGAGCCAAAGCCUCGCAUGAGUUGAAAUCAACGGUUGGUGAGGUCAUGACAUCUCCCGCAAUCACACUGCCUUUCAACAAAACGGUGAAAGAUGCUGCGACUUUGAUGCUCAAGAUGAAGAUCAGCAUGAUACCAAUCCUUAACAAGAGAAGCCAAGUCAUUGGCAUCGUCACUGGCGAUGAGAUAUCUCAAGCGCUAGAAGCAAUGGAGACAGCAUGAUGCUUGAAGAAAAUCUUGAUCAAUCACAGAUAGUAUUGUACACAAAUAAAUGAAUUAUUGAAGGCUGAAUGUGAUAGAUGUUGAUAGUAGAGAGUGUUGUGUAUAAUGAGCUGUGUAUUUUGUUGUUUUCUUCAAUGAAACCCAGUCGACAUGUCUUUUAUCCA